UUUUUUUUUAGGUUACGAGGGACUGUCAGGGUAGCAGAUUUUACUUGCCAAUACUUAUUGCUGUUGAAGUAAAAUACGUAGGGUGGUUGCCAAUCAAUACUAAAGCUUUCUGAAAUAUUUAUCAUUGUCUACAACAAUCUGUGUAAUUUAGAAUAAAAUUGUAGUUUUCUCAACUUCACAACAUGCAUUCUGAUGAAAGGGUCGAUGAGGAGUUGGAGGCUCUUCAGGCUAUCUUAAUGGAUGAAAUCCACAUAAAAACAGACGACAGAGGUAAAGCGGUGGCUGUGGAAACAACUGUAUACCCGUGGACUGCGCUGGAUACGCAGCAGCAGUAUGUCCGUGUAGAUCUAUCCAUUGCGCUCCCUGCGCGCUACCCUGACAUCAGCCCUGUAGUGACACUGCGCAACCCGCGCGGGCUGGAGGACACGACUGUAGCAGCCAUCGAAGCACAGAUACAUGACAAAUGCGACGACUUCCUCGGCCAGCCAGUCAUCUACGAGAUCAUCAAUCUGGUGAAAGAGCAGUUGACAGCCUGUAACGUGCCAUGCUGCCAGUGUUGCAUCUGCCUCUACGGUUUCCGUCAAGGCGACCACUUCACCAAGACCCCUUGCUAUCACUACUUCCACAGCCACUGUCUGGCCAAGCAUCUUAGGAUCUCCCACCGCAUCUUCAAUGAGGAGCAGGACAAGCUGCCUGCCUGGCAACGCACAGACACUUUCCAGGCUACUUGCCCCGUAUGCAGGGCAGAGGUGGUGUAUGAUGUGGAGUCGUUGGGUACCGCUCCACCCCCACUAGACCUGCUGCAGGCUGACAACUUUACACCCUCAGCAGAGUUGAGGCGGUUGCAGCAGCAGAUGGCAGCACUGUAUCUUCGGCAGAAGCAACGUGGCGGAAUAAUACAGCAGGACAGUGCUGUUCUCCUGCUAACUGAGGAUGGAGGUAGUGCAGCCGAUAACAGAUGACGCUUGUCGCCAUUAACCAAAAAGUACUUCGUCCUCAUCGACGAAACCUGAUCGCACCCCGGUGCAGUGGCAAAUUCACUUAAUUCUUGUUAAAUUAAUCAAAGUCAGUACUUGUAAAUAGAUGUAAGAAAUUAUUUAUUAUUGUUAUUUUAUUUCUGACAGUACUCUGUACUGGCUUUAUUGUGAUAUUUUUAAUAGUUUGUUUUUUAAAGUAAAUAUUAUAUACAAUAAUUUUAACUGAUUAUAUUGUGCCCCGUUAAAUGGAGUGCCGAGAGUGAUAUUCUUUGUUAUGAAUAGCUUUAAGUAUAUGACUUUUAUUAAGUUUUAUUUAUUUUAUGCAUUCUCACACCUGAAGCUUUAUAAGUUUAUAACACAUAAUCAGAAUCUGAUCAAAUCUCAAGAUGUUACAUUACGUCUUAUCAUCAAGGUUAUACGUUAUUUUUGGUCAAUUGAAAUUUUGUGUCAUAUCAAAUAAAUAAUUGAUGACCUCAUAUUUGGAUUGUGUGGGAUAAUAUUAUUUAUAAUUGACAGUGCAUUUUAAAUGCAUUGCUUAAUCAAUCAUAGGAAAGAUGUGGACAGUACAAUAUGUUUCUCAACCGUAGUAAAAAUAUUUAUGAAAAGGUAUGUUAACCCUCUCCUGUACAAACGGCCAAAAGGAGUCAGGUCUAACAAGUGAAUUUUUAUAAGCAGUUAUGUUUUAAUUUUUUAAGUAGUUGCAAAAGAAGUUUAGAAAGUAUCUUUUAUUUUUGAUGUCCAGUACCAUGAAAAGAAGAAGCAUAUGUUUUGUAAUUGUGCAUGUUGUUACUAACUGCGCAUCCAACUGUGCCAGAAAGGAUGUUUUGCUUUAUGGUUUGUUAGUUUUCUCAAUAUGAAUAGCACAAUUGAAAAUACAUGCCAAAUUUGAAUCUCAUAUGGUAAUCACGUUUUCAUAAGUAACCUCAUAUUGAUAUUAUAAUGUUUUCCAUCAAGUUUGUGCUGUUUACGGACAGGAUGUGAUGAUGAGUUAUGAUUACAGGAAUCAUUGGUGUCAAAACAUUAAAAAAUUUAUAGAUAUAAUUUUUUAGGACAAAGAGGUUAUCAGCCAUCUGAAGCUUGUUUACGGGAAGAAUUGAAAAACACAUGACAACACUUUUUGGGACAUUUGAAAUUUUAUUACACAUCCAUGACAUUUGACUACGAAGUUCAUAUUCCAUAUUUAACUGCAGAUCAUUGUAUUAAGGAAGAAUCUCAGGGGGUGGAAGCCCCGCAAAUUUUUAAAGAUAAACAUUAAAAUUGCACCUGGUUUUUAGUUUCAAACUGGAACACAUUUAUAAGGUCUUAAAGUUGAACAAUUUCACGGGUAAUAUUACUGAGCGUAUAUUUUUGGAUGGUAUUUCAUACCUUUUAAACCACCCAUUGUGUCAGCACCCAAAAUAAUUUUCUAUAUAGGCCAAUGCUGCAAAUCCCAUAGUUUGAUUACUGAGUUUAUUAAUUAUUUAUAGUUUAUGAUGACUGUCAUCUUGAUAAGACUACACAUUGCAUUCAAAUUUAUUUUACACGCUUUCAUUACAUAUGAAGGUUUCCAGUAGAUUCCAAAGUAUGUCAAAAA
Messenger RNA from Homalodisca vitripennis (glassy-winged sharpshooter), 2550 nucleotides. Its product is annotated as E3 ubiquitin-protein ligase RNF25-like. Gene Ontology annotation, molecular function: protein binding; ubiquitin protein ligase activity. Gene Ontology annotation, biological process: protein ubiquitination. The record is from RefSeq and is a predicted model, not a curated record. Bases 183 to 962 code for a protein of 259 amino acids. The transcript is spliced from 7 exons. NCBI's taxonomy places the organism in Eukaryota, Metazoa, Arthropoda, Insecta, Hemiptera, Cicadellidae. Gene Ontology annotation, cellular component: nucleus.